AUGCGGACUUGGUCAGCUGGCACCUUGGAAUUGCCCGUGCGAUCGACUCCGGACAUCUCCCCGUCCUUGGGACGACAGGAACCUGGUCUCCGCGACAAGAGACGUUCUGUGAUAGGCUUGUCACGUCGGGACUCCGGUGGCGGCGAGAGCUUCUCUAGUGGUUCGAUCCGCGAUGGUGGACCGGUGAUAUCGAAGUGGGAACAGCUUCCUUUAGCUCCAGAGUUGUUGCGUUCUCUGAGUAAAUUCGGCGUUGGUCCUCCGAAUAAGAUACAGCAGCGAGCUUUGCCCUUCUUGCUCCGCGGUGCAGAUAUCAUAGCGCAGGCUCCUCCAACGCAGGAGCGUAUCGCUGCAUAUGUGAUUCCUGCAAUUCAAGUGGCUCUCACACACUCGUUGAAUCGUCCCCCGAAUCGUGGACCUAUCGUCCUUAUGAUCUCCACAACGGUCGAUCAGGCCACUCAGGCGCAGCGUAUGAUUCGCGACUUGGGCGGGCCCAUCGGGGUUAGAUCCGCUCUUGGAGUUGGAGCAACCAGCAUAAAUAGCGACCUUAGCCAAGAAGUUCGUCUCCUGCAACAGAGUAUACCGCACAUUAUCUGUGGUACUCCUCAGAAGUUGCACGCACUAUUCACCGCCCCAGGCGGCCUCGUGGGGUCAGAAGUACGGUUCUUGGUCAUUGACGAAGUGGAUCAACUCAUUGCGCGCAAUCUGCACGAGUUCGUCUUCAACAUCGUGAAACUCCUUCCACCUCCUCGCUCUAGGUCUACUCCGAAUGCGACUUCUGGUCCGAUUGGGACGUCUUCGUUCUCCUCCCCCGAACCCAAUCUGCUGAACCCGUUCCCCAACCAGAAUCAGAACCGGCGCUUGUCUGGAAUAAUCACUCCGAACGGCGGGGAUGCGGCAGAGGGUGCCUCUAUGCAAAUAGAACGUCAGACCGCCCUCUUUUCCAACACGGUCCCUCAAGACGUCUUGAACCUUGCAUCAGCCAUCCAACUCCGUGAACCGGUCCGGGUCCUGGUUCGCCGCGAUGGCAAUGUCACCCACGCCGACACCAAUCAAGGUUCCCGAGGCCUACGCCAGUUCUAUUUGUAUCUUGCCUUCACUGCUGGUGGAGGUCGCUCAGAGCCGCUACCCCCUCCUGGAAGUGGCUUGGGUAUCAUAGGCUCGGGGCGUGGCGCUUCAAGCGCGGAAACGGCGCAGGCCAGGGAAUGGAAGCUGGACGCUCUCGCCGACCUCUUCCAGGAUAUAGAUGUACCGCAAGCUAUAGUGCAUGUUGGAGGUAUGACUGCCCUCGAUUCAGUGGUGUACAAGUUAGCUAGUUGUGGCUUGGAAGCUGUCCCGUUGCACGGUGAUAUGAACGCUGGGACCAAACUGGCCGCUCUCAACAAAUUUAGGACUGCAACUGCAAGUAUAAUGAGGCAGCCGACGACAAAAGUGCUUGUUGUUUACGACGUACAAGUCAAAGCGCCGGAGGUCUCUCACAUCCCUCUCAUCAUUAAUUAUGAUCUCCCUAAGGCCGUUGAAGAAUACAUGUCUCGUAUUAACCCAGCGAUGGCAUCCAAUCAUGGACGCGCUGGAGUCGUCAUUAAUUUCGUUACUGCCACCGGUGGUGAUGUUGAAAUGCUCCGCUCUAUCGAAUGCCAUUACAAGUAA
Molecule: messenger RNA, 1647 nt
Organism: Gloeophyllum trabeum ATCC 11539
Lineage: Eukaryota; Fungi; Basidiomycota; Agaricomycetes; Gloeophyllales; Gloeophyllaceae
Product: P-loop containing nucleoside triphosphate hydrolase protein
Exons: 6
Coding region: 1-1647 (548 amino acids)
Molecular function (GO): RNA helicase activity; ATP binding; RNA binding
Source: RefSeq, a predicted model, not a curated record